This is a messenger RNA of Tigriopus californicus, 1894 nucleotides long. RefSeq names its product serine beta-lactamase-like protein LACTB, mitochondrial. NCBI's taxonomy places the organism in Eukaryota, Metazoa, Arthropoda, Copepoda, Harpacticoida, Harpacticidae. The transcript is spliced from 6 exons. The coding region runs from base 110 to 1603 and encodes 497 amino acids. The record is from RefSeq and is a predicted model, not a curated record.
GUAGAAACUGAUAUUCUUUGACAAACGGCAAAUGAUAAGUCCGAUUGUAUUUGAUUCCCUAAGACUUUUCGGAGAAAGUGGUUAUAAAGUGGUCUCAUAUUGAGGGAACAUGUACUUGUCAAGAGGUUCGAAUCAUGCAAUUGGUGGGACACACAUUCUAUCGACCGGUUUUUUCGCGCUUGGUUUGAGCUUUUACACAUCACGAUGCUUGACCAUGGGGCUUGGACGGGGGCACCUUAGAGGCGCCAGUUUGAAGCUGAAACGAAUCGUUGGUAGGAGAACCAGGCAAACGCUGCUUAUGGAAGCUAAAUCCAAUUGCAACAACCUCGUCAGGAUGAAGAUGAACGAGAGUGGUGCGCCUGGUUUGAUCCUAGGAGUGGCUGUAGACGGAAAGGCGGUCUUGAAACAGGGUUUUGGAUAUGCCGAUGUUGAAAAGCAUUUGUUGGCCACCCCGGACACUACCAUGAGAAUUGCGUCCAUCUCGAAGUCUUUGACAAUGGCGGCGGUGGCCAAGUUGGUGGAGAAGGGCAAGAUCGAUUUGGACAAACCAGUAAUAGAAUAUGUACCAACUUGGCCCCAUAGUCAUCCCACUAUCACAACGAGGCAAAUUGUGAGUCAUCUGGCUGGAAUAAGACAUUACAUAGAGGAGGAACAACUUCAGAGACUCAAUGUAUCUUAUGGUCAAAGUUGCCACAAGGCGGAGGAGUUCAAGGAAUUUCAUAUCACGGAAAGGUUUGAGUCAGUGGAGAAGUCUCUUGAACUAUUCAAGAAUGAUGAACUUCUUUCAAAACGAGGCAAGAUCUUUCAUUACUCCACCCAUGGAUUCACGUUAUUAACAGCUAUUGUGGAAAAGGCAUCAGGCGAAAGGUUUGAAAGGCAUAUCAAACGCUUGUUCAGGGACCUCGGCCUGCAAAACACCUAUUUAGACGAGCACGAGCCCCUUAUUCCCAACAGAGCAUGUCAAUAUGUUCGCAAUGAGAAACACAUUUUGAAGAACGCCCCUUAUGUUGACAACAGUUGCAAAUGGGGAUCAGGGGGUAUUCUGUCCAAUGUUGGUGACUUGCUCAAAUUUGGCAAUGCCAUGCUCUACAGCUACCAAUAUGAUAAUAUGCCAAUCAUAGAAGAACCCCAAAAAGAAAGAAUACCGAUGAGAGAGAUAAAAAGUUGCGCUGAAAUUAUUGAUAGACCUAUACAAAAGUCAUCGCUCAUUCGGAGUACAAAGUAUACCAAACAAUGCCAGAGUGGAUUAAAUGGAUUUUUAAAGAAAGAGACAAUGGAACAAAUAUGGAACCCUGUCGUUCGAAUGGAUCAAGAGUCAAGCCUGAACGAUGAUGAUUAUGCCAUGGGUUGGAUGAUCAAAUCCAGAAUUCAAGAUUUUGCCUUUGCUCGCCGUCAAGAAUUGUCUAUAUAUCACACAGGGAGCGCUGUUGGUGGGAGGGGUGUUUUACUUAUUUGCCCAGAUGAGGAUGGGGUUGUACGAGGGGAACAAAAAAAUCAAAUCUGUCCCCAGGGAGUCGUGGUUACCAUUUUGUGCAACCUGGAAAAUGUUUCUCUGACAAGGUUAGCUAGCCAAGUCGUUACCGAAUUCAAAAGACUCCGCUGAAAACAUAAAUAAGAGAUUGUUACAAUAACCAACCUUGGACCCUCAUGAGUAGGGACGGGCAAAUUGUGUAAAAAUAACUUUUGUCAACAAAGACCACUUUCUUACACAUUUGCACUUUUCACCUUUAUUUGCACCUUUUAACUUUUUUUGCACUUUUUUUUGCACAUUUUGCAAGCCAUAGACAAUGUAGAGACUAUGGCCAACAUACUUGGAGAUCAGUUCUAUAGUGUGUUUUCAACUCCACUGAGUUUAGGAGCAACAGUUCAUUGCUCUAUUGAUGAGUUUGUUGGG